Molecule: messenger RNA, 3864 nt
Organism: Carcharodon carcharias (great white shark)
Lineage: Eukaryota; Metazoa; Chordata; Chondrichthyes; Lamniformes; Lamnidae
Product: rho GTPase-activating protein 17-like
Exons: 21
Coding region: 287-2836 (849 amino acids)
Biological process (GO): signal transduction; regulation of Rac protein signal transduction; positive regulation of GTPase activity
Cellular component (GO): cytosol; cytoplasm; intracellular anatomical structure
Molecular function (GO): GTPase activator activity; protein binding
Source: RefSeq, a predicted model, not a curated record
UUCCGGCUGGCCCUCAGUUGGUUGGUGGUGUAUCCUUACUGCGAGCUGGGGAGUUAACAGUAUCGGAGAGAGAGGAACCACUGAGGGUCACAGUGAAGAGGGAGCAGACGCUGAAAGUUACGAAUUAUUCGGUAGAUGAGCAGAGACCCGGUUGGAGUCUUUGCAUUCAUUUGCCCGAUUGUCGGCGCACUGAAAGUCUCACAACUAUGAUGUGCACAGCGGCCUGGACACACACUCACUAAAAUCACUAAAGACAAAACUUAGGAGGAACCAACCAGAAGCAACAAUGAAGAAGCAGUUUAAUCGGAUGCGGCAGCUCGCCAACCAGACUGUCGGCAGGGCUGAGAAAACAGAGGUACUAAGUGAGGACCUUCUGCAGAUUGAGAAACGCAUGGAUACAAUAAGAAUUAUUUCCCACAACACCUACAAAAGACUGGCUGCAUGUUUGCAAGUUCAGCAGGGCACAGAAGUGGAGAAACGACAUAAAAAGUUGCCGCUGAUGGCUCUUUCCCAAAGCAUGCAGGAAGGAAUUGUCUGCUUGGGGGAUGACUCUCUUAUUGUGAAAUUGCUGGAAACAUGUGGUGAAGCAGAAAAUAAAUUGGCAUUUGAGCUUGCCUGCUACGAAUCUCAAAUUGAGAGAGACAUCCUUGAUCCAGUCAACAACCUGGCAGAAAUGGAGAUUCCUAACAUUCAAAAGCAAAGGAAGCAGUUGGCCAAACUAGUACUAGACUGGGACUCAGCAAAAAUGCGGUAUAAUCAAGCGCACAAAGCUGCAUUUUCAGGAGCUAAUUUCCCAGCAGUAGCAGCAAAGAUUGACUCCCUGAGGGAGGAAAUGGAUGAAGCUGGAAAUAAAGUAGAACUCUGUAAGGAUCAACUUGCAGCUGAUAUGUACAAUUUUAUUUCUAAAGAAGGUGAUUAUGCAAGAUAUUUUGUAACGUUAUUAGAAGCACAAGCAGAUUACCAUAGAAAAUCACUAGCAGUCUUAGAGCGAGUUCUCCCUACAAUCCAAACCCAGCAAGAUACAUGGACAGAGAAGCCUGCAUUUGGAACUGCAUUAGAGGAACACCUUAAGCGUAGUGGCCGUGAGAUAGCACUCCCUAUUGAGGCCUGUGUAAUGAUGUUGUUAGAAACUGGCAUGAAAGAGGAGGGGCUGUUCCGAAUUGCUGCUGGAGCCUCCAAACUGAAAAAGCUAAAAGCUGCAUUGGACUGCUCUACUUCCCAGCUUGAGGAAUUCUAUUCUGAUCAACAUGCUGUUGCAGGUGCCUUGAAAUCGUACCUGAGAGAGCUGCCGGAACCUUUAAUGACAUUCCAGCUUUAUGAUGAAUGGGUCCAGGCUGCAAGUGUACCAGAACCUGACAAGAAGUUACAAGCCCUCUGGGUAACCUGCAGCAAAAUGCCAAAGUCAAACAGUUCCAACUUCAGGUAUCUUAUAAAAUUUCUCUCAAAACUUGCACAGAAUAGUGACAUCAACAAAAUGACUCCAAGCAACAUUGCGAUUGUGUUGGGGCCCAACCUACUGUGGGCUAAAAAUGAAGGAACGCUGGCAGACAUGGCCGCAGCUACCUCUGUCCAUGUAGUUACGAUCAUUGAGCCAAUAAUCCAGCAUGCAAAUUGGUUCUUCCCAGAUGAUUUAGAUUUCAAUGUCUCAGGCAUGUUUACGCCAAUGACUCCUGCCAAUCACCUUAAUAAUUCUUCCAUGUUUGGAGGUGACUAUGAUAGUAGCACACUGGAGAGGAAAAGGCCUGUAAGUGUGGCAGUAGUUGAAGAUAUACUGAAAAAAGACAGCCUGGGUGUAAAAGUUAUUGAGCCUCAGUUGAAUCCUCGUAGAGCUGCCACUCUGAUCAGGAAGCACACUUGCCCAACUGUCCAGCCGCCUCCCCCUCCUAUCGAGGCUGUCUCUAUCAAUGAGCAGCAGCCAUCAGGGUUGGGCCCUGACUCUUACCCAGCAGCUGCUGCUGUUGCUACUGCUAGUGUGACUGAGCCUCAGCCUCAAGAAACUGAUGAAUACAGCCUUUCAAAGUCCAAAGACGUUGCUAGCACUCCGCCGCCUGUGAGAAAUGAUGCUAGCACAGCCAGUGGAGGACAGAGCCCAUCACAACCAACUGGAAUAGGGCCUAAUCAGCUUAAUGUUGCUGCAGGACCAAGCACAACUGGUCCUAGUCCACAUGUAAUCAGAAGAGCAACAAAAAAGCCUGCUCCUGCUCCUCCAAAACCUUCAAAUCCACCUCCUGGGCAACCUGUGGGUCAUGGAACAAACCAGCCUGCUAACCAAGUUUCUUCGCAUUCACCAAAGCAGCCUAACCAAGCUGCCAGUCCAUCUUUGGGUCAGCCUGGAAGCCAGAGUCCUGUUCAAUCCCCUGGCCAGUCAUUUUCUCAACCUACAAUCCAGCCACGCAGGCAUUCUAGUAAUCAAAUGGUUAUUCAUGCCCCCAGUCACCCCCCACCUCAACCUCCACCACAGCCUAUCAAUCCAUAUCCGUGUAAAGCACCUUGUGAGCAAUCGAUGGAUCAGUCGUCCAAUAGCCCACCUGGCACACCAACUCCCCCCAAUACCCCUCCAUUAGGGGCACAUAAUGUGAGCUUCCACCUAACUCAGCACUCCACAUAUGCUCAAGGCCCCCCUGCAAAUCAGGACCUGCAGUCCCAACAUUCGCUUCCCCCACAGUUUGCUACUUUGCCAAGAGCACGACCAGUACCAAAACCAAGAAGUCGACCCAAUGUUCCACCACCUCCCCAGCCACCUGUAACAGCUGCUGCAACAAACUGUUCCGCUCCUGCAGAGCAUGCAUCGUCCAAUGUGGCAGCUACGGCUUCAAAAAUAGUUACUGAUGUCUGACCAGAAAAGUACUGUUUGAGCAGAAUGGGGAGAGUUAAUGAUUUUGAUUCUACUGUGCAAGAGCAGGACUUGAACCAGUCUAAGUCUCCUGUGGAGUUGAUGCCUGCUGCAGGCAACAUGGAACUUAGAAAACAUGAGCAGCAAGACAUUGACGAUGACUCGGAGAGCACUGCUUUGUGAAGGGUCCCAACACUCCAGCGUUUGCACCGCUAAGCUAUCUUCUUAGGAGCUUGAUUCUGCUGCUGUCCUGAGGAUACGCCAUCUGCAAAAAUAACUCAAGAAAGAAAAGAAUCCCUCUUGGUUAUUUUCUGCUAGAUGUGUUUAUGUUGCAUGGACUAUGAUUAAAGGUUUCAUCAGUGCCACUAUGAUGAUCUAAUCAAUGCCACUAUUAUGGAUUCAUCAAUGCCACUAUUAUGGUCUCUAGACUGAUCCUACGUUUUGUGGUUCAGACAGGAGAUCCAUCUGAAAGACGUUCACUUAUUGCAGGAAACUGUGAUUACCUGAAAAGCAAUUCCUCUCUGGGAUUUUGACUGUGGGUUAACAGCCAAUGAUUUGGUUACAGUUAGGUUAACAGUGCCUUGUUCAAUUGUCACCAAGUUUCUGGAUGGAAAUUCACUGUGGUUUUACAUUUUUUCCCUUUUUUUAAAUGUUGUACUUUGAGCAGUAUCCAGAUUUUGUACAAGGUAAUUAUUUCUGUGUUGAGUUCAACACAUACAAGAAAAUGGUACUGGGCUGAGACAGUCUGCUCAAUCUGUACAUUUGUAUUUAUCCUUAAUGCAGUUUGCUUGUAAGAUUAAUGCUAAACCGAUUGUACUUGGUUGGUAUUCACUUUGCUAUGUUCUUCUAUUUAGCGUAAAGUGCACUUCUUGCCUUAGGUCUUGUUUUGCAUACAAGGCAAUUUUAUAACUUUAAAUCUGAACAAAUAACCUUAAUGCUGUUUUCAUAAGUCUGAAAAUCUUAUGAAUUAUAAACAAAAUACAUUCUGAAAAAUGUCAUGUACUAAAAAGAAAAUAAAAUAAACAACUCGG